UCGAUCCCCGGCAACGGCGUUUUAUUUUUUUUCAUUUUUGUUACUCGAAAUUAGGGUUUUCGUUUCUGAACGAUGAACGUUGCAACUUGUUCGAUGGUUUUUUUUUGGUUACUCGAAAUUAGGGUUUUCGUUUCUGAACGAUGAACGUUGCAACUUGUUCGAUGUUACGGUUCCACUUUCCAAUCCUGAACUUCACAAAACCCCUAAUCUCUACGCGUUUCAACAUGCGUUUGUUAUCUGUUCGAAAUUCUCCAGCUUCAUACAUAUCCACCACCACCACUGAACCAGCAAAGUCGAAGAAGAAUGAACCCUGGUUAAUCGUCGGCCUCGGUAAUCCCGGUAAAAAGUACGCUGCUACACGCCACAAUGUGGGAUUUGAGAUGGUUGAUGCUAUAGCUGAAGCUGAAGGGAUUUCUAUGAGUAGUGUUUCCUUCAAAGCUCUAUUUGGAAAAGGUUUUAUAGGCGAUGUACCAGUGUUACUUGCAAAACCACAGACUUUUAUGAACGCAAGUGGUGAAUCUGUUGGGGCCAUAGUUUCAUAUUACAAGAUUCCAUUGAAGCAAGUAAUUGUGAUCUUUGACGACAUGGACUUGCCUUUUGCUAAACUGAGGCUUCUAUCAAAGGGUGGACAUGGAGGUCACAAUGGAAUGAAAAGUGUUAUUAAUCACUUAAAAGGGAACUCUGGUUUUCCUCGCUUAAGAAUUGGUAUUGGACGACCUCCAGGGAAAAUGGAUCCUAUCUCAUUCGUUAUUCGACAAUUCACUAAACAGGAAAGAGAAGAACUGAAUUUUACCCUACAACAUGAUGGAUUAGAAGUGGUGCGGAUUAUUUUGUUGGAGGGAUUUGAUAAAGGCGCAAAAUUUGUUAAUACUGCCAAAAAGGUAGAGCAAAUAGGCUGAGGGACUGCACACUUUAAACAUCCUUUGGACAACUACAAGCAAACAGGUAUGUCUUGCAAGGAGACGCAAGUUAUAACUUAGCACUAAACUCAUUCAAGCCUCCAUUCAUCGGAAGAACUAUGUUUGAGUAAGUAAAUAGUAUUCAUCCAUUCUUUCAGAAAGCAGUUCAGGUUCCAGCACAGUGAAUUCGAACCUAAUGCUUAGAAUCUUCAAGUACUUGUAAGCUGUAACUAUGCAUACAUUAGUUGAGUAGUGAUGAAUUAUUAGCUCUUUGAGUUGUCCAUUUUCAUCAUUUUUGGGUCGUCAGGCCUCUUGUACACUUUUAUAUAAUAUAUAAUAAAGAUGAUAAAAGGAGAGUUUUGGAUGUUCUAUAUGGGAUGGCAUUUUCUUCACCAGAGUUUAUUGUGCAUUGUCUUUCUAUGUAUAUACAUAUGUAAAAUCACUUUAAGAGGCAAAUAAUAACAUUAUUAUUAUAAAGCAAAACCAAACUCAGAUUUAUCAGAGGGAAAUUGAUAGUAGAAUUUUCCCAUAAUUAGAACUUGAGCUCAUGUUUAGCUCAUGUUUAGCACUUCCAGAAACUUGAAUUGGUUUACUUUUGCUGUUAACCCAUUUCCUGCAUUAACAAAUGAAUUAACAGGAAAAAAUAGUUUUUUUUAUUGAAGGUAAUUAAAUUUUUUGGAUUUGUAUAAAUGGUUGAGGUAAAGAAGAUGGAAAAAAAAUGAAGGAGAUGAAGCUGUAGCCUAUGAAAAGUGAUUGAAUAUGAGAGAAAUGAUUAUUUAAAAUUGAUUUUGGUUAAAAGUGAGUUUGGUGUAAAGUAAUUUAUGUUUGGGUAAGUUUAUGUGAAAUUGAGUUGAAAUUGUGUAAAGUAAUGGUAGGAAAAGCACAUUGUGAAACAGGAUAUCCAAAUGAACCAACCAUUGAAAUGGUAGAGAGGUUGAAAUUACCAUUAUUAACAAGCUUAUCCAAGCCAAGAAAAACACGAGAGUUCCAACUCAGAGCCAAUGAAAUAGGCAUAAAUUAAUUCCUUGCAUUCCACUGAGAUGCUAAAGUCCAAGCUUAUAUCUUGAAUGUGCAUUGUGAUUACCACUAGAAUCAUCAAAACUUUGUAGUGGCAUGACCUUACAACCCAAAACUCCAUUAAGAGUCAAGUCAUACACAACAACCACAUUUAACAUAGCAAAAUGAUGGAAGCUCAGUAGCUCUUGUAAUUUAACUUGAGCAGUUCUUUCAACAAUCAUAAUUGACAACCAAUUCCCACCCUUAAGUUUGGUUUGGCAAUGAGAUGAGUAUAAUACUAGUAAGAGCUCAAUGUGGCAGCAAUAGAAAAGACUCACAAAAUCAUGACAGCUCAGGUUACGAUUCAGAAUCAUACCACAAGAAUUACAAGCAAAGCUAGCCAAUAAAUCAUAUGAAAGGGGGAGUGAUCCAACAAUAGAAAUUAAACCAAACUCAAGUCCAAGUCCACUAGAUGGAAAACCAUUACUACAAACAUGAUAAUUAUGAAGCAAAUUAUUACUUGCAGAAUACUGGGAGUCCAUAUCUAUUUGUCCAAUAAUUUUCAUCAUACUCAACAAGCUUGUAAAAGUGUCAAAAGAGAAAUCAACUGUGAGGGAAAUUUUGACAAACAGAUAGUGGGCAUCAAUUAAGGACACAAUAUUCUUAUAAGCAUAAGAAUAACAUGUUAACACACAAACGCUUGGAAUUUGGGGAUCAAUUAUGGGUGUGUUGUGAUAUUGAGUUCCAAUUAAAAUAUUCUGCUUAAAUUGGAGAUAGUGAAUAAGGUUGUUUACCUUGAUUGAGGUUAAUGAUUUAAGCGGUCUUGUGUAAAGUGAGUGAUGUAGCCAUGGUGGUGCGAGCGGCGGCGGCAGAAUGAAGACUAAGUCAUAUGGAUCCAAUAAAGGAAUCAUAGGCAGGGUAAGCAUCACAACGGGACUGAAAUUCCUUCUGACAAUCACCGUUAAAGACCCCGGUCGCUUGCUAUCGACUUCGGUUGUUGUCUUCUCCUUGCUAUAACAAUCGUGUCCGACAAUGGAAGGAAUAAAACCUUUGAUUGUGGAAACCGCAUAAAAAUUGGAAAUCGAUGGCUCAAUGACUCGAUCACUACUCAGGUUAGAAGCAUCAACAACUAAUAAAGUUUCACUUAAAGCUUCUGAAAGAGUACUCGUCUCAGCAGUCGUGUAUGGGGUAGUCAAUACCUCAACAUCGAGGAGAUCAGAAUCAUCGAUCUCUUCUUGCGGUUGGUCAGUCAUUCUUGUAAGAAUCACCAACGAUUGAUUCUCUGGAGAUUGCAGAAAUGAGUCCAAAUCACCAUUAGAAGCAUAGCUCACUUUAAGUGCAACCAAUUGCUCCUCAACGCGGUCCAAACGCAAGGCAUUAGUUGUGCGUAACAUCUUAUACUCAGCAUAACGUACAUCUUCCUUUUCCAUGAAUGUUUUCAUUGUGGCGUUGAGUCUUUUGAUGGCUGCCUCCAAACCAUUCAAACAAGUAUUAUCUGCCAUGGCGAGAUAUGAAAGCACCAAUGUAAGGGUUUAGCCCCUUUGAAAAUAUGAAAAUAUGGAAUACAGAGAAAAUAUAGACAGUCGGAGAAAUGUAUCUUUAUAUAGAAUUCAUUAGAAACAAUCCAAUAGGAAUUAAGUGAAUACAAUGCAAACUGACAAAUUAAGGAACUAGUAAGAGGAUAGAAGAAGAUUAAGUAUAAGACUUAAUCCUUACUCUCAAGAGAGUACCAAAGGGGAGAGAGGAGUGAUUCAUCAAUUUUCUUCCAUACCUUUGAUGCCAAUCAAUGCUCCCUUUAUAGAAGAUUAAGAGAAUAUUUCUUGUUAACUCUAUUCCCUUAAUUGAUGGAUCAAGUGACACAUGUCUCUUUUCUCUAACCAUUUUAAUGACUCACUUUGAUGA
Messenger RNA from Vicia villosa (hairy vetch), 3797 nucleotides. RefSeq names its product peptidyl-tRNA hydrolase, chloroplastic-like. The record is from RefSeq and is a predicted model, not a curated record. The transcript is spliced from 8 exons. Lineage: Eukaryota; Viridiplantae; Streptophyta; Magnoliopsida; Fabales; Fabaceae. Bases 141 to 899 code for a protein of 252 amino acids. Gene Ontology annotation, molecular function: peptidyl-tRNA hydrolase activity.